UGCUCGUGUCUGUCAACUACGUGAAGUGAAGUCAACACUUACUAGAUUGCCAGCAAGCUUGUGGAUUUUAAAGCUAGCUAAUAGUGAUAUGGAUAACUUUUGUCAGUAUUUAAUUUGUGGUCAUUCUUUGACAACUGUCAACUAGCCACCUAGCCAGCAAACCAGCAAGCAAUCCGGUGAAAACGAGCUGAAGCCUAGCUGAUACUUAAAUUGCUAGCAAUAUUUACUCAGUUAGCUGCUAGACUUGCUAAGCUAGUAUUAGCUCGCGUACUUUGCUGGGGCAGCGAUAACGCUUUGAGGAAGGCCUGACCGAUACACACAGUCUGCUGCUAAAGAAGGACAGUGAGCGCAGAUGUCAUCUCCCCACUGACCUCUGGAUCUCCCUCCUGAAGUCCGAGCUCUAUGAUUUGUGGUGAGGCCAUGUCUGCUGUGAACAUCACCAGAGACAUCCUGCACAGGCAGAUCCGGGACAAGAGAGCAUUGGGCUUUCAAAGGGUCUAUCAUGUGACCGACCCAUUCAUCAAGAGACUUGGACUGGAGGCUGAGCUGCAGGGUCACACAGGGUGUGUCAACUGCCUGGAAUGGAACGAGAAAGGAGAUUUGCUGGCGUCAGGCUCCGACGAUCAGCACGUCAUCAUCUGGGAUCCCUUCAAACACAAGAAGCUCACCACUAUGCACACAGGUCACGCUGCAAACAUAUUCUCAGUGAAGUUCCUUCCUCACUCUGGGGACCGCAUCAUAGUGACGGGCGCCGCGGACACCAAGGUCCACGUCCAUGACAUCACCGCCAAGGAAACCAUCCACAUGUUCUCGGACCACACCAACCGGGUGAAGCGCAUCGCCACGGCGCCCAUGUGGCCCAACACUUUCUGGAGCGCGGCAGAAGACGGCCUAAUCAGGCAGUACGACCUGAGGGAGAGCAGCAAACGCUCCGAGGUGCUCAUCGACCUGACGGAGUACUGUGGCCAGCUGGUGGAGGCCAAGUGUCUGGCGGUCAACCCCCGAGACAACAACUACCUGGCAGUGGGCGCCAACGGGCCCUUUGUCCGCCUCUACGACAUCCGCAUGAUCCACAACCACAGGAAGUCGAUGAGUCAGAGCACUUCAGCAGGGGUGCACACGUUCUGUGACCGACAGAAGCCCAUCCCUGACGGAGCAGGGCAGUAUUACGUGGCAGGGCACCUGCCAGUGAAGCUUCCCGACUACAACAAUCGCCUGAGACUCCUGGUAGCCACGUAUGUGACCUUCAGCCCCGACGGCACUGAGCUGCUAGUUAACAUGGGCGGGGAACAGGUGUACCUAUUCGACCUGACGUUCAAGCAGAAGCCAUACACGUACAUGCUUCCCAAAAAGUGCCAGCCAUCCGCAGAUAUCCAGAAUGGAAAGACGACCAAUGGCGUCUCCAACGGCAUUCACUUGCCCGCCAGUCGCCUUCGAUUGGCUACGAGCAAGAUCUACUCUGGCUCCGGUGAGCUCCCUCCCCACGCGGAGAGCAUCAAGCAGCGGGCUAACGAGGCGUUCGCCCGGGGCCAGUGGACCCAGGCCAUCCAGCUGUACAGCCUGGGGAUCCACGAGGCCGGCAGCAACGCCAUGCUGUACGGGAACCGGGCCGCCGCCUACAUGAAGCGCAAGUGGGACGGUGAUCAUUACGAUGGCCUGCGCGACUGUCUGAAGGCCCUGUCUCUGAACCCCGCCCACCUGAAGGCUCACUUCAGGCUGGCGCGCUGCCUCUUUGAGCUCAAGUACAUCGCCGAGGCCCUGGAGUGUCUGGACGACUUCAAAGGGAAGUUCCCCGACCAGGCCCACAGCACGGCCUGCGACGCGCUGGAGAAGGACAUCAAGGCUGCUCUGUUCUCCAAGAACGACUCUGAAGACAAGAAGGCCAGCAGCUCCAUCCGCUUCCACACGUUCAGCCGCAAGGAGUCCAUCCCAGAAGACGAGGUGGUCCUCAGGGAACGCAGCUUCGACUACAAGCACCGCUACUGCGGACACUGCAACACCACCACGGACAUCAAGGAGGCCAACUUCUUUGGGAGUAAAGGCCAGUACAUCGUGAGCGGCUCGGACGACGGCUCGUUCUUCAUCUGGGACAAGGAGACCACCAACCUGGUGAGGAUCCUGCAGGGGGACGAGUCCAUCGUCAACUGCCUCCAGCCACACCCGAGUUACUGUUUCCUGGCGACCAGCGGCAUCGACCCCGUGGUGAGGCUGUGGAACCCUCGGCCUGAGACGGAGACUGAGAACGGACGGGUGGUGGAGGACAUGGAGGGCGCGGCCCAGGCCAACCAGCGGCGGAUGAACGCCGACCCCCUGGAGGUGAUGCUGCUGAACAUGGGCUACCGCAUCACGGGCCUCGGCAACCGCGGGCCGGAGGGCUCCGACGACGAGGACAGCUCCGAGGGCCAAGUGCAAUGCAGGCCCAGUUAGAGAGACCACGAACACAAGACGACAACCUUCAGACAUUGAAUACAACCUGGAGGCAGAAUGCAAGGCUACCCCUAGCCCCCCCCACCCCUCCGACCUCACCUCAAACUCCCUGGCAGUCUUGUCUGUGCAUGUGCGUGCGCAAUUGUGUGUGUGUGUGUGUGUGUGUGUGUGCGCGCGUCCACGGAGGGGAAAGCACCAUAGAUGUCCGUUUUCAAUGUUUAAUUCUCCCCUGUAGACGAAAGCGACAUUGGAGCGAAUGUCAUGUCACAUCUCUGCACUAUGCACCACCCUCCCCUAUCCCAGCACACAGGACUUGAGGAGAGCUGUUUGGAGAAGGGGGAAAUCUUGCAGGGGGGAGAGGUGGGGGUGGGGGUAAGGGUAGGGUAGAGGGAGGUGAAGGGGCGGGGCCUCCAGAACACGGAGGUCUCCUCGGUGACCCGCUCCACCGUCGGAGCGAGAAGAUCUUCCUGAUGGAGGAGGGAACGCCCCUAACCGAGCCCCGUGUUCACUUCCUCACCUCUCGCGUCGAACGAGGAGAGCCGCACGCAACUCUCUCCUCGUGAAGGCUUUGGACAGAAAAGGCGGCGAGGCCAAAGCAGGAGCCUCGUGGUAGACUGUGCUGGGUCCACAGCCCGGGCCCACGCACUCCCACUGUCUCCCCUGUCAGCGAGGGAUCCUCGGGGGCCGCCGUCAGUCGGAGGGGAAGGAUCACAGCAGAAAGACUGUUCCCAUCUCUUCCAUCCAGAGUCGGAUCCUUUUCCGUUGUCGGCGUUGCUGUUGGAACAUCUGUGGGGGGGGGGGGGGGGAGAGUAUCAAAGCUUGGAACCUUCGGCUCAAACGGAAUGCGCGGGAGAAGCUUUUGGCGUCGUAUUUUCCUUUCAAACCCUGUCCGUUCAAAAUCAGUCGUUCUGCCCGUCGCAAGGCAGAGGAGCCGGGUCACAUUUUUCGUUGUAUUUAUCUUUGAUAAGUUCUUCUGGAGUUCCUUACGGCUCCUUUUUAGGUGCAAAUGAUUGAUUUUGUUGACUUGUCGUGACGUUCUGUCAGUUCUAUCUGAGGGGGGGUACUCGGCUUAUGUAAAGAUACAGGUGACUUAACACACUAUUCCAACAACAUUUAUUAAGUCAACGUGUAACCCUGAUUGAGACGGGUUAUAUGUUUGCUAAAUUAAUCUUCGGGACGGCAUUUGACUAUGUUAAAUCCGACCCCUCUCUAGAGACGGCGAAGAUAGUAUUAGCAGCGCUGGUCAAAGCACCAGUCCGAAUGUCACACGCAUGUCCUAGAGGUCAUGUCAAAGACACUAUAGAUUUGAUGGCAUUUGGGGUCUUCCCUGGGAAGUGUCCCUCUCGUGCACUUUCCGUUUUCUCCUCCCUGUAACGGAUGGUCGUCACUUUUUGGGGGAAGCGUCCCCAAGGCGGCUGCCCGCUCCGGACCCUUCAGAUCCAGCCCUAGUCUAACGCCGCAGGCCUAGAGUUAUGUUCCGGGUCUUGCUUACAGUAAACAAGGUUUGUCUAAUGCACUGUCAUGGGUAGGCAAAACAGACAUCAAGCCCCUCAGUCACUUGUCCAACCGAAAACCCUGCACAGUGAAGCCUGUUGGCUCCGAAUAUGUGUGAGGACUUAAUCCUCUAUAGGCUUCCAUGUGUAGUUUUUUUGUUUUGUUGAUAUCAUCUGAGGUAUUUUUUGUUUGAUUUGAUUUGAGGAACCUUGUGACGAUGUUGGCUGCAAAUGGGGGGGAAAUAAAAUAAACGAGGAUUGAUGACGA
Messenger RNA from Hypomesus transpacificus, 4188 nucleotides. It is a transcript of the gene wdtc1, whose product is annotated as WD and tetratricopeptide repeats 1. The record is from RefSeq and is a predicted model, not a curated record. The coding region runs from base 403 to 2427 and encodes 674 amino acids. Gene Ontology annotation, molecular function: protein binding. The transcript has 16 exons. Gene Ontology annotation, cellular component: cytoplasm; Cul4-RING E3 ubiquitin ligase complex. NCBI's taxonomy places the organism in Eukaryota, Metazoa, Chordata, Actinopteri, Osmeriformes, Osmeridae. Gene Ontology annotation, biological process: negative regulation of fatty acid biosynthetic process.